Molecule: messenger RNA, 1309 nt
Organism: Vidua chalybeata
Lineage: Eukaryota; Metazoa; Chordata; Aves; Passeriformes; Viduidae
Gene: RHOD
Product: ras homolog family member D
Exons: 5
Coding region: 208-837 (209 amino acids)
Biological process (GO): small GTPase-mediated signal transduction; cell migration
Molecular function (GO): GTPase activity; GTP binding
Source: RefSeq, a predicted model, not a curated record
CCUGCCGGGAGAAGGUCACCUGUGUGCCAGGACACCUGUACGUGUGUCCCGGCCACUGUCACCACCGCGGCCCCAGCCCCGUUGCGGGCGGGCCCGGCGGGCGGGUGACAGCCGCACCCUGGACCGGGCGGGUGCUUCCCGCCUCCCUGUCCCCAUCCCUGUCCCCGCCGAGGCCACUCGGGCUCCGUGGCCUCACCGGACACCCCCAUGCAGCGGGAGCGCGGGGAGCAGAGCCCAGGAGCCCCCGAAACCGAGAUCAAGGCUGUCAUCGUGGGGGAUGGCGGCUGCGGGAAGACGUCACUGCUGGUGGCCUUCGCCAAAGGGGACUUCCCCAAGGUCUAUGUCCCCACCGUGUUCGAGAAGUACACAGCGUCCCUCCAGGUUGCCGGCAAGCCCGUGAAGAUCCACCUGUGGGACACAGCAGGACAGGAAGACUAUGACAGGCUUCGCCCUCUGUCCUACUCAGAUGCCAACGUUGUCCUCAUGUGCUUUGAUGUCACCGACUCAAACAGCUUUGACAACAUCCUAACAAAGUGGUACCCGGAGGUGAACCACUUCUGCAAGGGGGUCCCGGUGCUGCUGGUGGGCUGCAAGACGGACCUGCGGCAGGACCAGGAGGUGCUGCAGAAGCUGAAGGACGGACGGAUAGAGCCCGUGUCCCGCCAGCAGGGAGAGGCCAUGGCCCGGCAGGUCCGCGCCGUGUCCUACAUGGAAUGCUCGGCCAGGUACCAGGAUAACGUCGGGAACAUCUUUGUGACAGCCUGCAGUGCCGCCAUCAAUGCCGCCCGCCGGAGGCAGCGCAAGGCGGGACCCAGGAGGGUCUGCGUGAUCCUCUGAGCCCCCCGGCUCGGCACAGCCUCCCCGGGAUCUCCUGCUGUCCCCGAGCUCCGACCGCACCACGGCUGCUGCCACACCUCUGCCUCUGCCACCACCCGAAUGCCGCUGCCACCCUCCCGACCCGGGGCUGGCACCGCUGGUCACCAUGGGGUGACAGCAGGAAAGCAUUCCUGGCACGAACUGUCCCGCCAGGAAUCCCAGCUUCCUGUGCCACCAUGGCUGCCAGCAUCCCCUGCCAGCCGGGCUCUGGGGGCAGAGAACUGAUUUGGGGGCUCCCCGCUGGCAGGCCAGCGCCGGAGGGUGACACGGGGUGACCGCAGGGCGAUCUUCUGCCAUUAAAGUGACACAAAACUCAUCGGCGUGAACGGUCCCUGGGGCAGGAGCAGCCCCUGCACGGCCUGGGCACAUCGAGGACUCCGGGUGGGCGUCAGGGACAUGGUGUGAGUGUUGGGAUCCCGCCAUGGGCCCGGGG